CCGUCACCGUGAGCAAAUCUGGGCAGAACUCUCCCCCCGCUCCCUCCCGGCUUUAAAACGGCGUGAUCAUGGCGGCCUCUGCCACUGCAACCAAAGCCACCGGCCGGAGGGAAGAGAGAAAAGAGAAAGCUAGCCGCCUUUGGGCCAUGGCGGAGUUCAAGCACCUUUGCAUGGCCAAGUUCAAGGAAGGCGUCGUGGUGGACGACAUCAUCCAGGAGCUCACCAAGCUCGCCGCGGAGCUCGACACCGUCAAAUACUUCGGGUGGGGCAAGGACGUGCUGAACCAGGAGGCGCUCACGCAGGGCUUCACCCACGUCUUCGUCAUGACCUUCGCCAGCGCCGAGGACCUGGCGGCGUGCAUGGGCCAUGAGAAGCACUCUGCGUUCGCCGCCACCUUCAUGGCCGCGCUCGACAAGGUCGUCGUCAUGGACUUCCCCUUGGUCUUCGUCAAGCCAGCGCCGCCUGCCUGAUCCGCCUCCAGUAUCUCUACCAAGCAUGGAUGUGCCAACUAUCUAUCUAUCUGCUGCAGCUCUGGUGUAGUGUAGGAGUACCUGAGCCUCCUUUCUCUGCUUCAGUGUUUAGCUGGUGCAGCUGCCUGCCUGUAAGACUGUAAUGCCGCGUGUUCCCUUGAAAAGUUGUUUGGUUACCCACCCUUGAAUAAACUUGUGCGAUUUUCAUUUGUUUUUCUUGACA
Triticum aestivum (bread wheat) is the source of this 693-nucleotide messenger RNA. Its product is annotated as stress-response A/B barrel domain-containing protein At5g22580. The record is from RefSeq and is a predicted model, not a curated record. Lineage: Eukaryota; Viridiplantae; Streptophyta; Magnoliopsida; Poales; Poaceae. The transcript is spliced from 2 exons. The coding region runs from base 69 to 470 and encodes 133 amino acids.